UGUCACGAUCGCCGCUCCUCGGGCAAGGCGGGGACGGCUUCCCGAAGGGCCCGGGAGCCUAGACGUCCCCUGCGCUUACCUCUGAGGUUGUCUACUCGCUUGGGCACAUGGGUCCACUUGACUCGUCCGCGGCUCCUAAAGGAUGUUUGGUUGUACAAGAUGCUCUACCAAUAUCUCUGACCUUUGAGGAUGUGGCUGUAACCUUUACACAGGAGGAAUGGGGGCAGCUGGACCCAGUUCAGAAGACUCUGUACCAAGAGGUGAUGCUGGAAAUCUCUGGACUCCUGAUCUCUCUCGGGUAUCCUGUUCCCAACUUUGAACCACUUGGCCAGCUGGAGCAGCAGUGGGAGCUGUGGACAGUGGCAAAAGACACCUCCCAGAGCACCGGCUCAGGUGACAAUGGGAAAACCAGGGCCACAGAACCCACCGCUUGUGAGCUGGCUUUGUCUGAAGAAGCCUUCCUCCAGGGACAGCUAACACAAGGAACCUCCAGGGACUCCCAGAGGGUGCAAGCCAGGGUUCAGGAUGCUGUGUCCGAAGUGCAGCCAGGAUGCGCGACUGCACAUGGUGGUUUAGGGACAGCUCAGGAACUGUGUUCAAGGAUCGCACAGGAGGAAGAGGAAGCUCUCUUCAAAUGCAGCGAAUGUGGGAAAGUGUUUACGAAGAAACACCUCCUUGCGGGGCACGAGAAAAUCCACUCCGGAGUGAAGCCGUACGAGUGCACAGAGUGUGGGAAGACCUUCAUUAAGAGCACUCACCUGCUCCAGCACCAGAUGAUCCACACGGGGGAGAGGCCCUACGAGUGCCUGGAGUGUGGGAAGGCCUUCAACCGCAAGUCGUACCUGACGCAGCACCAGCGCAUUCACAGCGGGGAGAAGCCGUACCAGUGCGGGCAGUGUGGCAAGGCCUUCACGCACCGCUCCAACUUCGUGCUGCACAGCAGGAGGCACACCGGAGAGAAGUCUUUCGUGUGCACAGAAUGUGGACAAGUCUUUCGACAUAGGGGAGGUUUUCUUAGACACUACGCCGUUCAUGGCGGGGAGAACCCCUAUGAGUGCUUUGAGUGUGGCCAAGUCUUCAAACACAGGUCCUACCUCCUGUGGCACCAGCAGACGCACACUGGGAAGAAGCCCUAUGAGUGCAGUGAGUGCGGGAAGGUCUUCCUGGAGAGCACAGCGCUGAUUCACCACUACGUCACCCACACUGGAGAGAAGCCCUUCGAGUGCCUCGAGUGCGGGAAGGCCUUCAACCACAGGUCGUACCUCAAGAGGCACCAGCGCAUUCACACCGGCGAGAAGCCCUUUGUGUGCAGUGAGUGUGGAAAAGCUUUCACUCACUGCUCUACUUACAUCUUGCAUAAGAGAGCCCACACUGGAGAAAAACCUUUCGAGUGCAAAGAAUGUGGGAAAGCUUUUACCAACCGGAAAGACCUCAUUCGCCACUUCAGCAUCCACACUGGGGAGAAGCCGUACGAGUGUACGGAGUGUGGGAAGGCCUUUGCCCGCAUGUCAGGCCUCACGAGGCACAAGCGGAUCCACAGUGGAGAGAAGCCCUAUGAGUGUGCCGAGUGUGGGAAAUCGUUUUGCUGGAGCACGAACCUCAUCCGGCACGCCAUCAUCCACACUGGGGAGAAGCCCUAUAAGUGCAGCGAAUGUGGAAAGGCCUUCAGCCGCAGCUCAUCCCUCGCCCAGCAUCAGAAGAUGCAUAGUGGGAGAAACCCCACCAGAGGAACGGAUGGGGGGAGCCCUCUCACGGGUGCGCACACCGCAGUGACCCUCCGAGAACUCCUUAUGCGGAAAGAGUUUUUGAAUGUAACCACUGAGGGAAAUCUUUUGCCACAGGAAACAUCUUCCUCACCAUCAGAUCGUUUAUACCAAAGAGAAACUCCACAAGUGUCUUGAUUGUGGGAAAACCUCCGGUUACAGGAGGUUGCUUGUCAUCUGGAGAGGAACUCUGCAGUGGACCCAGCCUGCAGCCUUAUUCCCCAUUGGCACACUCACCCAGGAGGGAGAUGCAGGGUGUGGGGUUUGCACAUGAGGAAACCUUUAGCUGUAUCUCCCGAGUUUACAGUGCAGUGUUAUCUCAGGAAUUGGUUUUACAAAGAAGUAUAGAUGAAAAUUAAAAGCACAUGUCUCUUCAGAUCUUUCUGCCAAGUCUGUGACACUUUGUUGUUGAUUGCUUGGUAUAGUUGGGGUGGAGAGAGCGCUUUAGAGGUAGAAAGCCUUGGCCAUCUUUGUGUCUUAGGUAGGCAUCUGUAUGCUGGUUGUCUAUCAGGAGCAUUAGCCGAGGGCACAUCUGCAAAAGUUAAUUUUGUGCAUGCUUUAUGUGUGCUACAAAAGGUUCUUU
Molecule: messenger RNA, 2346 nt
Organism: Jaculus jaculus (lesser Egyptian jerboa)
Lineage: Eukaryota; Metazoa; Chordata; Mammalia; Rodentia; Dipodidae
Product: zinc finger protein 264-like
Exons: 4
Coding region: 108-1901 (597 amino acids)
Biological process (GO): central nervous system development; regulation of transcription by RNA polymerase II
Cellular component (GO): nucleus
Molecular function (GO): RNA polymerase II cis-regulatory region sequence-specific DNA binding; DNA-binding transcription factor activity, RNA polymerase II-specific
Source: RefSeq, a predicted model, not a curated record